CUCUGGCGAGAACAGGAAAGGACGCAAACUGGCAGCCGGCCAUGUAAAUAGUGACCAGAGGAUGCUAGGCGUUGAAAAGGACCGAAGGGCAGCUGCUCCUGGAUAACCGGAGCCAGGAUGAAACCACUUGCUGUCCUGGGAGUAAUACGUUUUCUACAGCCCACUGAGCGCCUGUAGCCAUGGACGCCUCCAAAAACAACACCUUCCUCAACUUCAACGACUUGGACUCGUUUCUAAACGAGCACAACUCAAACGUCAUCUGGCUCCUCGUGGCCACCAUUCUCUCCUGUGGAUGGAUCAUCUAUCUGACCUACUACAACUCUCGCAACAUCGGCCUCUUCCUCACCCUCAUCAUCAACAGAUUCUACAAGGAUGGCUACAUCCACAUCGGUUCCUUCUCCUUCUCUGUCCUGUCGGGCAAAGUCAUGUUCAGAGACGUCUACUACAUCAACCAGGACAUGUCCAUCAGGAUCCAGGACGGCUUCCUCAUAUUCCGCUGGUGGAAGAUGUACAACCCCAAACAGAAGCAGCACGAUCCAAAGGCGGAGACCAGACUCUACCUGACGGUCAACGGCUUUGAGUUUCACGUCUACAACCGGACGGACCUGUACGCUGGGCUGCAGGAGACGUUCGGCCUGGAGCCCACUCUUCUGACCAGCAGGAAGGACGAGGAGCGGGGCCAGGAGGAGCAGGCUGCCACCCUGGAAAGUGUGAACAUCAGCACCGAGGGUCCGGAGCCCGCCUCGUCGUGGCGCUCUCUCAUCCCCGUGGUGAAGCUGAACAUCAGCACCGGCCGCCUGGCGUUCGGGAACCACCACCUGCCUCAGACCCUGUGUGUGAACUUUGAGGACGCCUUCCUGACGUACGCCACCAAGCCGCCCUCCAGCCACCUGGACCAGUACAUGCACAUCGUGAAGGGCUCGCUGGAGAACGUGCGCGUCAUGCUGGUUCCCAGCCCCCGCUACCUGGGCCUGCAGAACGAUGAACCUCCCAGGCUGAUGGGUGAAGGCUUCGUGGUGAUGCAGUCUAACGACGUGGACAUCUACUACUACCAGGAUGAACCCGGGCUGGUCCCCCUGGAGCAGCAGGAGGGGGAGGAGGCCGAGACGAGCAGCGAGGACGACAAACUGCAGGACCUCCCGCCGUGCUGGGGCCUCGACAUCGUCUGUGGCAAAGGAACGGACUUCAACUACGGACCCUGGGCCGACCGGCAGAGGGACUGCCUGUGGAAGUUCUUCCUGCCGGCGGACUACCAGGCCAUGAAGGUGAGCGAGGUGGCCCAGCCAGGGAAGCCCAGGCAGAUCCAAGCCUUCGAGCUGCGCAUGAACAUCAUCGCCGACGCCACCAUCGACCUGCUCUUCACCAAGAACCGGGAGACCAACGCCAUCCACGUGAACGUGGGCGCAGGCUCCUACCUGGAAGUCAACAUCCCCAUGACCGUGGGAGAGAACGGCUACUCGCCCACCAUCAAAGGCCAGCUGCUCCAUGUGGACACCACCAGCAGCAUGCAGUACCGCACGCUCCUGGAGGCCGAGAUGUUGGCUUUCCACGUGAUCGCCAGCUACCCGCGCGUGUGGAACAUGCCGCAGGCGUGGCAGUGUGAGAUCGAGGUGUACAAGGCCACCUACCACUUCAUCUACGCCCAGAAAAACUUCUUCACAGAUCUGAUCAAGGACUGGGCGAGUGACAGCGCGCCCGACGUUUACUCCUUUGUGCCCUAUUCCUGGACCUUCAAGAUCCUGUUCCACCAGUUUGAGAUGAUUUGGGCCGCAAACCAGCACAACUGGAUCGAUUGUUCCACCAAGCAGCAGGAGAACGUGUACCUGGCGGCCUGCGGCGAGACGCUCAACAUAGACUUCACUCUGCCGUUCAACGAGUUCGUCCCCACCACCUGCCACACCCGCUUCAGCCUGAGGGCAGAGGACACAGACAUGCGGCUGUCGCUGCCAGAGUGCCACCCCAGCCGCUACCCCCUGCUCACGCUGGCCAAAGACUACCAGAACAUCAAGCUGCCCCCCGACGCCUUCCUGCCCGGAGAGAGCCAGCAGGCCCCCCCCACCAAGCCCAGCAAGCCCCGCUGGAGGAACAUCACCAAAGCAGAAGCCGGCUGGGUGGACUGCUGGAGCGUGCCAAACUUCCUGCUCAUCAUCGACUACACCUGGCACCCCAUCUACCCCCAGAAGGCCGACGAGCAGCUCAAGCAGUCGUUCUCUGAGAUGGAGGAGUCCAUGCUGUCGGCCCUGCGGCCGCCGGAGCAGAGCUCGGCGCCGCGCUACACCCGCCCCGCCGCUCCCAGCCGGGCCCCCGCCGACCCGUCGGAGCUGCCGCCGGACCGGCUCCACGUGGAGAUGGAGAUGUCUCCUGACUCCCAGAUCCUGCUCUACGGGCCCAUGCUGCGGGCGCUGGUCGCCAUCAAGGAAAACUACUUUGGGGAAGACGACAUGUACACGGACUUCGAGGAGGCCGUGUCCAGCCCCGUGCUGUCCACCGCCACGUCCUCAGGCCUGGGCUGGAUGGAGGACGGCGAGCAGAAGGACGCCUCAGACACCCAUCCUCUGGACCUGCGGCCCUGGGACAUCACCGUCCUCGUCAACCUCUACAAGGUCCACGGCCGGCUGCCCGUGCACUGCAGCAGCGAAGGGCCUGAAGGGCCGUCCGGCUUCCUGGAGCGGCUCUGCUUCGAGAUGAAGAAGGGCUACAAGGAGACCAUGCUGCAGAUGAUCCUGUCGCCCAUCCACAUCUUCGUCAGCGACAACUACCAGCGGCCCACGGCGGACGGCAUGCUGAGAGACGGCCACCUGAGCCUGUCGGGGCUGCAGAUGAGGGCCCACGCCAUGUUCUCCGCCCAGGGCCUGCCUCUGGUCAGCGACACGCUGGAGUACGCCUGGCUCAUCGACAUGCAGGCCGGCGCGCUCACCGGCCGGGUCACCGUUCCUCAGCUGGCCGGCAUGAUCGAGUGGGCCGAGACCUUCGUCUUCCACGUGGUUUCCAGGGAGUUCCAGCUGGAGCAGCCCAAGCCCUCCAUCGUCUGCCAGCACGGGGUCGACCGCCGCGUCUGUGAAGCCAAGAUGAGCUGCCUGCCCGGUCACUGCCGCACGUCCGAGGAGCUGAAGUACACCAUGACCCGGCUGGCCAUGGACGGCGUCGACCUCUUCGUGGUGGAGCACGGCUGCGCCGCCAGCGUCAAGACGGGCGUGGUCCGCGUGGCCAACUGCAACCUGCACAACCAGGCGGUGGGGGAGGGCAUCAGCGCCGUGGUGCAGGACGUCAACCUGCGGCAGUACAUCGAGCAGCAGCAGCAGCUGGGCGAGGCGGCGCGCCUGCAGCUGGCCGCGCAGGGUCAGCCGCCCCUGCUGCGACGCUCCGUCUGGCUGGAGGCCGGUUCGGUCAACCUGAACCUCAUCACGGCGGACGUGGCCCUGGCCGCCGACCACCCGGCCAAAUGUGAAGUCCAGAGGAAGUUCCUGGAGCUGCAUGACGGCCAGACCAAAAGGCUCUGGUUCCUGUGGCCUGAAGACGCCAGCGUUAGAAACAAACGAGGCAGGAACCGCUGCGGCUGCCUGGGAGGCUGCAGGUUCUUCGGAGGAACCAACAUGGGUCUGGACUUCUUCAAGCUGGAGGAGCUGACGCCUUCCUCCUCGUCUGCCUCCAGCGCCGAGGCGGACAUGUGCUACGGCCAGUCGCUGCUGCAGCCCGCCGAGUGGAUCAUGACCAAGGAGACGCCUAAAGUGGACGGAAAGGUGGUCGGGCUGAAAAGGGACACGCACUCUCCCUGCCUCCCCCCCGAGCUCCCAGAGCGCCGCGGCCAGCAGCUCCUCAGUCUGCAGGUGCCUCAGCGCUCCCACAGCCCCGCCUCCUCCUCCGAGGAGAACAGCUCCUCCAGCGCCGCCCUGCCCCUGCUGGCCGCAGAGCGGGACUCGCCCUCGCCCGGCCACGAGGAGCGCAGCUUCGCCGUCAACGGCCGGAGCCACGCCGAAGCGCUGGGCGACGUCCCGGAGGUCUCCCCCGUCUCCCCCAGCAGCUCCCAGGACCGCGCCUCGGUGCGCUCCCCCCUCUGCUCUCCUCUCAAGCGCCAGUCGUCGGUCCAGUCGGGCCGGCUGGGCAGCACCAAGAGCCUGUCGGCCGCCGUCUUCGCCGACAAGCCGCCGCCGCCGCUCGCCGCCGGGGUCCAGUUCAGCAGCGAGGUUUCCCGCAGCGACGAGAACGUGCUGGACUCCCCCCGCCAGCGCCGCAGCUACGGCUCCUUCCCCUUCACGCCGUCGGCGGACUCCAACACCUUCCACCAGUACCGCUCGGCCGACUCCAGCAUGUCGGUGGCCGAGAGCGAGGCCUACUUCUCCGCCACCGAGGACUUUGAGCCAAUCAGCAGCGCCGACGAGGGUCCGGGGACGUACCCGGGCCGCAAGAAGAAGAGGAGGCAGCAGAUGCAGCAGCCGCAGCAGCAUCCUCCGUACCGCAUGGAGAACUACAGCCGCAGCUCCAUCUACCACAGCGUGGAGGGUCCCCUCACCUACGUGCUGAACGGCGAGCUGAUCACAGAGCCGCGCCCGCUGCCCCCGCCCCCGCUGCUGCCCCCGCUGCCCCCCCAGCCCCUCGCCACCCACACCUCCCAGGCCUCCUUCGUCUCGGCCCUGGCCAUGGAGGAGGAGAGCUCUGUGGAGGCGGAGAGGACGGCCGAGCCGGGCCCCGUCACACGCCAGCCCCACGUCAUGGCGUGCUACCAGAACUACCUGGGCCACUAUCAGGUUUCCAACUGGUCCGUCAAGCAGCCCACCAAUAAGAGGACCUCCAAGUCUUCCCUGCAUCGGCCGCUCGACCUGGACACGCCCACCAGCGAAGAGAGCUCCGCCUCCUUCGACCAGCUGUCUGUGCCCACCUUUAAGGUGAUCAAGCAGGGCCUCUCAGCCAGCUCUCUGUUGGACCGAGGACUCCAGCUGAUGGGCGACAGCAGCAGCACGCCGUACACGCCCCUAGAUAAGCGCGCCAUGGAGAACACCGACGAGGACACGGCCACGGACGACUGGUCCCUGGAGCAGCCGCUGGCCCAGACCAGAACCACGGCCAUCGUGGAGGUGAAGGGCGCCAUCAACGUGGUUCUGACGCCGCUGGUGGCCGAGUCCCUGGACAGGUACAUCGAGUCCAUGGUCCACUUUGCCAGCAUCCGACACCCGGCAGGUAUCCUGGAUGACCUGCACAGCAAAGUCCUGAACGAGGCCUAUCAGAUCAGCAAGUCCACGGUCAGCGAGUCGAGUCAGGCCGCCAAGCAGGAGCAGAAGCUCUCCAAGACGGAGGCCACGACCAACGGACCCACCGAGCCGUCCGUCAAGCCGGACAACGUGAAGAUAAAGGGCCUCCAGGCCAACGUCUCCAUCCCCAAGGUGAACCUCUGCCUGCUGCAGGCCUCCGUGGAGGAAGGCUCGCCGUCCUGCUCCACCAAGUGCGUCCCCCACGUGUCUCUGGUGGCGCUGUGCUUCGACAGGAUAGCCACCCAGUUCAGGAUGAACAGGGGGAUCGUGGAGGAGGCGCCCAACGCCAGCGAGCACGGCCGGCCCUCCGUCAUGCUGGAGAAGUACGCCUCGGCCACCAAGAUGCAGCCGCAGUCCUCCGGGUCGCUGCGCUCCAACGCCGGCAUCGAGAAGGGCAAAGAGAUCGCCGCCAGACUCAACGUCCACCGCAUCCACAGCCAGCUGCGAGGCCUGGACUCCACAGACGUCGGGACCUUCGCCAUCACCGCCAUCCCCUUGGAGAAGUCCAAGGUGCUGUUUGGUCUGGAGGACAUGGAGGAGUUUUCCCUGGUGGACGAGACGGACGGCCAGGCGGCGCAGAGCGACCCCAGCCGCUCCGCCGCGUCUCUGGAGAAAUGGGGCUGGAUCAUGUUUGAAUGCGGCAUCGAGAACCUGACGGUGAAAGGGGGCCGUCAGUCCGGGGCCGUCCUCUACAACGCCUUCGGUGUGAUGGGCCACUGCGACGCCGCGGGGAAGACGGGCCUGACCAAGUCCAACGGCUCCACGGGCUCCCAGACGGGCAGCGGCUACAGCACCGACGUCUCCGACGACAACCUGCCCCACGACGUCGUCAGCCCCAACUCUGACGCUAACGAGCACUCAGACUCUGACGAUCAGGAUGAAGGCGUAGAGUCAGACGACCUGAAGAAAGACCUGCCCCUCAUCCCGCCCCCCCCGGACUCCAGCAGCAUGAAGCUGACCAUCAGGGAGAUCUGGUUCAGCUUCGCUGCUCCCACUAACGUCCGCUCAGCCUCUCAGACCAUCUCAAGACAGCUGAACCUGCUCAGCACCGCCACGCCCGCCAUCGGCGCCUGGCUCGUCCCCAUCGACCAGCUCAAGUCCUCGCUGCGCAAACUGGACAUGGAGGGAACGCUGCGUGUCUGCGCCGUCAUGGGCUGCAUCAUGACCGAAGCGCUGGAGAAAAAGAGCAUCCACAUCCCGAUCCGGAGCAAGUACAACCGAGUGACCAAGAGGGCCCGCUACCUGCAUGAGAACCCGUCCUGCAUGCUCUGCAACAUCCUGCACCGCUACCUGCAGCAGGCCGACUACUCCAUCAUAGAGGAGGCCACCAUGAACGACGGCGUCCCGGCUCUGGUCACCCUGAAGAAGGGCCUGGUUGCUCUGGCCAGACAGUGGAUGAAAUUCAUCGUUGUGACUCAGGGCUUUAAGGCCAUUGGUCUGAUGGGACCCAGCCAGCUCGCCAAGCCCAAGGAGGCCCAGCGCAGCCGGGCCGACACCGCCCUGGGUCUGGAUAACGGCGCCGCGCUGCAGAGCGACACCAGCGCCGACGGAGCCGAGUUUGAAUUUGACGCAGCCGCAGUGAGCGAGCACACCAUGCUGCUGGAAGGAGUAAGCAGUCGGCCCCCGCCCAAGGAGCCCAACGCCGGCCCCGUCAGCGGAGUGGAGAUCAUGAGGAAGCUCUCCAAGUCCCACACCCACAGCGAGUCUGCUCACAGAAUCAAGGGCUCGCAUCCCUACCAGUCGCUGAGCUACACCAGCGGCGACACGGCCGCCGACUCGCCCGCCCACGUCAGCCGCGGCGGCCUGCCGGCCAAGGACAGCCCGCGCAAGGAGAGCCUCCUGAGCAACCUGACCGGCAGCUUCCGCAGUCUGCACAACCUGCUGGAGGGCACGCCUCAGAGGAACGACGCCGCCAACGCCGCCGCCAAGAGCGGCUCGCUGACGCGUGGAGGGACGGACAUGCUGACCGAGCACCCGCUGCUGUCCGAGCCGUCCUCCGUCAGCUUCUACAACUGGAUGUCCAACGCCGUGGGGAACCGGACCAGCGCCGCCACCCAGGAGUCCCCGGUCAGUCGGCCCCAGCCAGGUGGGAUGUGCAACCUGCCCACCAUCCCCUCAGCGUCAGACUUCAACACUGUGCUGUCCAGCGACCAGAACACUCUGGACGGGACCCCUUCACAGAACUCUCAGCACAGCACCAGCCAGGAAGACAUCGUGGACAUCGAGGAGGGGAACCAGUGUCCAGCUGCCGUUCAGCUGGCCGAUGCUCAGGUCGUCUUCAAGCCGCUGCUGAGCUACACGGGCAUCCAGGCCCAGGACGCCACGCCGCUCAGUUACAAGAUGUACUUUGGGGAACACUUGUCUUUCUCUGGCAACCUGGAAUGUCUGAGGGCCGACAUCGUGGACUCUGAUACGUCCAAAGAGCGUAAAAACAAGCGAUCCAGGAGACCGGGCCUGGUCAACCUGCCUCCCCUGGAGUUCAAGCCCGCCCUGCUGAUCGAGACCUUCAGCGUGAACGCCGUGGUGAUGGAGAAGUCCACCAGCGCCGCUCAGGGCCCCUCGGCGGCGCCGCUCUCCUUCCACGACCUGAACCGGCGCCAGUACAACACCUUCCACUGCGACUUCACCACGGCCUGCCAGGCCAUCAGCCAGCGCGUGGACAUGGCGCUGGUGCGCCUCAUCCACCAGUUCAGCACCAUGAUCGACGACAUCAAGGCCACGCAGACCGACAUCAAGCUGAGCCGCUACACCGCCGGCUCCACCUCCCCCACCCCCACCUUCAAGGCCCGGCCGUACCGCCACAUCCUGUCCUCCGACUUCAGCCGCAGCUCCAAGGGGAGCCUGAACGGGGCGGGCCGGCCCGGGACCCAAACGCUGAAGACCAAGCGCGGCGUCGGCGCCGGCGGAGGAGGCGGUCAGCCCCCGAACGGACCCCCGUCCAGCAUGGACACGCUGGGGAGACGGGAGCCGAGAGGACGAAGCUCCCUCGGCCGCUCCGAGCGCCGCACCUCUAAGGUGUCCAGGAAGGGCUCCCGUGACGUGGCCGACCACAUGCCGAUCCAGAUGGACGACUCUGACUCCAUCACGGUGUCGGAGCAGAGCGAGCCGUCCGCAGAAUGCUGGCAGAACAUGUACAAGCUGCUCAACUUCUACUCCCUCAUCUCAGACCCCACAGGCAUUCUGGAGAAAAGCUCGCCGGAGAACUGCCUCUCAGAAGGAGGCCGCCGCCCCUCAGAGCCGCUCUGCAAGGUCAUCUUUGAGAACGAGCAGCAGGAACCGGCCACGCCCAGCAAGCCGCUGGGAGCGGGCGGCCGGCGGCGCAGCCUGGCGAGCGCCGAGCCGCAGCACGUCACGCUGAUCGUGUUCGGCAUCGGCAUGGUGAACCGCACGCACCUGGAGGCCGACAUCGGCGGGCUGACCAUGGAGGCGGAGCUGAAGAAGAUCCACGGCUCCUUCACCCUCAAGGAGAAGAUGAAGGAUAUCCUUCACCAGAAGAUGACGGAGACGUGCGCCUCGGCUCACAUAGGAGGAGUUAACAUCGUCCUGCUGGAGGGCAUCACUCCUGACAUUCAACUGGAGGACUUUCCCACGUCUCCCACCAGCACCGCUAAACAAGAGUUUCUAACGGUCGUCAAAUGCACCAUCGCCAAGUCCCAGGCCCUGUACAGCGCCCAGCGGGGCCUGAAGACCAACAACGCCACCGUCUUCAAAGUGGGCUCCAUCAUGAUCAACAUCCCGCAGCACCCGGCCACCCUGCACAGCAUGAUGGUGCGCAGCUCCCACCAGCUCUCCAAGCAGAUCUCAGACCUGAUCCGCCAGCCCUCCACCGCGCACCCGAACCGAGAGGACACGCCCACCCCGCAGCCGUCGGACAGAGCCUCCAGCAUCAACCAGACCCCCGUGGAGGCCAACGAGUUCCCCCAGCUCCCCGAGGGGCUGGAGAAGAAGCCCAUCGUCCUCAAGUUCAGCGCCAUGAUGGACGGCAUCACCAUCGGAGCGGCGCUGCUGCCCUCGCUCAAAGCCGAGUACAAGAUGGGUCCGGUGAAGAGCCACGGCAUGACGGGAGCUCAGACCAGUUUCACCUUUGAGCUGCCGAACCACAAGCUGUGCUUCCAGUCCAAGGUGUCCCCGGUGGACAUGUCCACCAUGUCUCCGUCGGCCAGCCUCAGUCUGCCCCCCGUCACCAUGUCGGGGGAGUACAUCAUGGAGGACCACGAGAGCCACUCCGACCAGAGCUGGGCUGCAGAGGACUUCCCGGCCAAGCAGGGCAACUACCUGCAGGGCAACUACCUGCGCUGCGUAGCAGAGAUCGGCUCCUUUGAACACAACCUGACCACAGACCUGCUCAACCACCUGGUGUUUCUGCAGAAGGUGUUCAUGAAAGAAGUCAACGAGGUCAUCCAGAAGGUUUCAGGAGGCGAGCAGCCCAUCCCGCUGUGGAACGAGCACGACUCCUCGACCGACGCCGACAAGCCCAAGAUCCUGCUCUACUCCCUCAGCCUCAUGUUCAAGGGCAUCCAGAUGACGGCCACCACGCCGUCCAUGCGGGCGGUGCGCUUUGAGACGGGCCUGAUCGAGCUGGAGCUCUCCAACAGGAUCCAGUGCAAGGCUCAGCCUGGAGGCAGCAGCAGCUACCUCAAGCUCUUCGGCAAAUGCCAAGUGGACCUGAACCUGGCGCUGGGACAGAUCGUCAAGCAUCAGGUGUACGAGGAGGCCGGCUCAGACUUCCACCAGGUGGCGUACUUCCGGACGCGGAUCGGCCUGAGAAACGCGCUGCAGGAGGAGAUAAGCGGCUCGUCGGACAAGGAGGCCGUGCUGAUAACGCUGAACCGGCCCAUAGUCUUCGCUCAGCCGGUGGCGUUCGACAGAGCUGUGCUCUUCUGGCUCAACUACAAGGCGGCGUACGACAACUGGAACGAGCAGCGCCUGGCCCUCAACAAGGACAUCCACGUGGCCACCAAGGAGGUGGUGGACAAGCUGCCGGGCAUCCAGCAGACCUCAGCGCAGGCCUUCAGCACGCUCUUCCUGCAGCUCACCGUCAACGACCUGGGUAUAUGCCUCCCCAUUACCAACGCCUCCCAGAAAGGCCCGGCGGCGGCGGGGCAGGAGGCCAGCUCUGAGGCCGGGGGCGGCACAGCAGCGAGCCAGCCCAAACGCCCCCCAAAAGCCAACCACAGCAUAGACUUUGACACCGGCUCGGCUCUGGUCCUGACCAUCGAGAGCACGCUGAUCACCGCCUGCUCCUCCGAGUCCCUGGUGAGCAAAGGCCACUUCAAGAACUUCUGCAUCCGCUUCGCCGAGGGCUUCGAGACGUCCUGGGACGACUGGAAGCCCGAGGUGCGGGGCGACCUCGUCAUGAACGCAUGCCUGGUUCCUGAUGGGACCUACGAGGUGUGCUCCAGGACCACCGGCCAGCCGUCCGCAGAGAGCAGCAGCGCCGGCACCUGGACCCUGAACGUGCUGUGGAAGAUGUGUGGCAUCGACGUCCACAUGGACCCCAACAUCGGCAAGCGGCUCAACGCCCUGGGCAACACGCUGACGUCGCUGACGGGCGAGGAGGACGUGGACGACAUCACCGACCUGAACUCCGUGGACAUGGGGGACCUGUCCGACGAGGACGAAGCCGACACCAUGUCGCCCACCGUCCACAUGAGCUCAGAGAACCAGUUCAGCCCCCGGCUGACCCUAAAGCGGCGUCUGGUAAACCACAUCCUGGGCCUCAGCCCCAGGCCUCAGAGUGUCUCUGUCCCUGAGGACUGCUUACACAGCCCCACCGCGUCCAGAACCAGAACCCAGAGACCCCUCUCCUGGGCCUGUGAGAACCUGGACCCCCGCAGGCAGAUGCUGGGGAACCAGGCGGUGGACGCGCGCGGCAGGAAGGUCACCAAGCGGGUGGUGGACAUCCGGGAGCUGAACGAGCAGGCCAAAGUCAUCGACGACCUGAAGAAACUGGGGGCCAGCGAGGGAACCAUCAACCAGGAGAUCCAGCGGUACCAGCAGCUGGAGUCUGUGGCCGUGCAGGACAUCCGCAGAGACGUGAGGAAGAAGCUGCGCCGCUCCAGCAUGAGGGCGGCCUCUCUGAAGGAUAAAUGGGGUCUCGGCUACAAACCCAGCUAUAACCGCUCCAAGAGCAUCUCAGCAGCGGCGGGUCGGGCUCCUCUGAAGCGCGUCGACAGACAAAGCUCCAAGAUGGGGGACAUGGAGGAUUUCCCAGAAGUGCGUGUGGACGCGUCGUCCCCUGGACCGCGGGUGACCUUCAACAUCCAGGACCCGAACAAUUAUCAGCCUUUGGACGCUGCAGAUUCACCAGUCGACCCAGCACUGGUGUUUAAGUUCCCUGAGGAGUCAGAGGGCGAGCUGCUGUCCGUCACCAUCGACGACCCAUCCCAUCAUCACCUCCACCUCCAUUCUCCAUCCUGCAUGGAGGGCCAUCCGUCCGUGUUCAGUGCCCCCCCCACCCCCGCCGUCUUCUCACCCGCCGUUCCCUUCCAGCACUACGACUCGCGCCGUGACGACCCGUCCUCUUCGUCCUCCGAGGACUCCGAGAAGGAGGACGAGUUUGAGCGGGAGAGACCGCCCAGCUACCGCCGGCCCGUCCAGCCGCCUCUCAGGAAGCCCUCAGGCUUCUCCGCCGUCAGCCAGAUGUUCAGCGAGCGCUGGGCCAGCACGCCCACCAACCGCGGCUUCGGCGGCCCCGCCCCCGAGAAGAACAUCGACUUUGAGCUGGACGUGCGCGUGGAGAUCGACAGCGGGAAGUGCGUGCUGCACACGGCCACGCAGCAGUCGGAGCACGAGGAGAUCUCCCUGAGGAGGAGCUGUGACCGCAGCCUGAGGAGUCUGGACCAGGACUCCCCCCCCAAGAAGAAGAAGCUGCAGCCGGCCUACACCUCCACCACCCACCUCCUGGCCGGCAAGAAAUGCCCGUCCAGCCUGCAGACCAAGUCCAACGACCUGGAGACCACGGUCUUCUACAUCCCAGGAGUGGACGUGAAGCUGCACUACAACUCCAAGACCCUGAAGACGGAGUCUCCCAGCGCCUCGCGGGGGUCCUCUCUGCCCCGCACGCUCUCCAAAGAGUCCAAGCUGUACGGUAUGAAAGAUACCGCCCCCCCCAAUGCUGCCCAAAGCAAGGCUAACUCGCUCCUACCUCCCCCGCCCCCACCUGUUGCUGCAGCCAAAGCCAAGAGCGUCGGGGGGGUGAAGACGGCCAAGCUGUACGCCUGGGUGGCCCUGCAGACGCUGCCGGAGGAAAUGGUCAUCAGUCCGUGUCUGCUGGACUUCCUGGAGAAAGCCCUGGAGACCAUCCCCAUCACCCCCGUGGACCGGAGCUACGCAGCCGCGGCCACCCAGGAGGAGGACAUGGGUCAGUUUGAUCCAGUGGACCCGAUGGAGGAGUCCACCACCUCCCUGGUCUCCUCCUCCACCUCCGCCUACUCCUCCUUCCCUGUGGACGUGGUCGUCUAUGUCAGAGUGCAGCCCUCACAGAUCCGCUUCAGCUGCCUGCCCAUGUCCAGGGUGGAGUGCAUGCUCAAGCUGCCGUCUCUGGACCUGGUCUUCUCCUCCAACCGUGGAGAGCUGGAGACGGCGCCGGUGACCAACGCCGCCGACGGACCCCCGCCGCCCUCCUCCACGCCGCCCGGUCAGCCCAGGCCCCCCCCCAGUAAAGCGUCGCCGCUGCUGGGGAGCCCUCUGAGCCGCAGCCGCCACAGCAGCAGCCAGUCGGACCUCACCGGCCCCCCCGCCAACUCCUCCGGCCUGAGCUUCACCGCCUGCAUGUCCGACUUCUCCCUCUACGUCUUCCACCCCUACGGCGCCGGCAAGCAGAAGUCUGCGGUGACGGGCCUGCCCCCGGGCCCGGGCCCGCUAGAUGACGAGCCGUCCUCGGUGACGGGGAGGAAGGACUCGCUGUGCAUCAACCUGGAGUUUGUGAAAGUCAGCCUAUCCAGGAUGAGGCGGACCGGCGCGCCCACCUUCGUGGAGAGCUUCGUGUCGCCUAAAGGAGGAAAGAUGGACACCACCCUCAUCAACAUCUCAGCCGUGUGUGACAUCGGCUCGGCAUCCUUCAAGUACGACAUGCGGCGUCUGAGUGAGAUCCUGGCCUUCCCCAGAGCCUGGUACCGCCGCAGCAUCGCCCGCCGCCUCUUCCUGGGAGACCAGACCAUCAAUCUGCCUCCCUCCGGUCCCGCCACCCCAGACUCUGCUGAGAGCAUCACCCAGCACCUGUCCCCCGAGUCCAGCCGUAAGGCCUACUGGAGGACGUGGGACGGCAGCUCGGCCGCGCACGGCCCCCAGUCACCCCACGUCUUCUCAGAGCACAGCAGCAUGUCCCCGGGCCUGGGCCACCUCAAGUCCCCGGCACCGGGCCGCACCCGCAGCGUGUCCGACUCCUCCGCCCCCAGGAGAGACUCGGUGACCAGAACCUCCACGCCGUCGUUGGGGAAGAACGGGAAGGCGGCGGGUCAGCAGGGCUCGCCCUGGGAGACGCUGGUGGUGUUCGCCAUCAACCUGAAGCAGCUCACCGUGCAGAUGAACAUGAGCAACGUGAUGGGCAACAACACCUGGACCACCAGCGGCCUGAAGAGCCAGGGCCGCCUGUCUGUCGGCAGCAACCGGGACCGAGAGAUCAGCAUGUCGGUGGGCCUCGGCCGCUCCAAGCUCGACUCCAAGGGCGGAGUGGUGGGCGGCAACAUCGACGUGAACACCCUGGAGAUGGUCUCGCACAUCUCUGAGCAUCCCAACCAGCAGCCCAGCCACAAGAUCCAGAUCACCAUGGGCUCCACGGAGGCCCGGGUGGACUACAUGGGCUCCAGCAUCCUGAUGGGCGUGUUCAGCAACGCCGACCUGCAGCUGCAGGACGAGUGGAAGGUCAACCUGUGCACGGUGGACACCAGCCUCUCUGAGAAAAGCGAGAUCUUUGUCCACGGCGACCUGCAGUGGGACAUCUUCCAGGUGAUCAUCUCCCGCUCCACCACGCCAGACCUCAUCAAGAUCGGCAUGAAGCUGCAGGAGUUCUUCACGCAGCAGUUCGACACCAGCAAGCGGGCCCUGUCCACGUGGGGCCCCGGCCCCUACCUGCCCCCCAAGACCCCCGUCAUCAACGCCGACAAAGGAGCAGCGGAGCUGUACGUGGACGCCGCCCAUCACCGCCACUGGCCCGGCGUGCUGAAGGUCAUCGCCGGCUGCCACAUCUCCCUCUUCCAGAUGCCUCUGCCUGAGGACGCCGUGCAGCUGGGCGGCUCCAUGAGUCUCCACGGCAACCACAUGACGCUGGCCUGCUUCCACGGGCCCAACUUCCGCUCCAAGCUGUGGGCGCUGUUCCACCUGGAGGAGCCCAACAUCGCCUUCUGGACGGAGGCGCAGAAGAUCUGGGAGGACGGCUCCAAGGAUGACUCCACCUACAUCGUGCAGACGCUGGACUUCCACCUGGGUCACAACACCAUGGUGACGAAGCCCUGCGGCGCCCUGGAGAGCCCCAUGGCCACCAUAACCAAAAUCACCCGUGGACGCCACGAGAACCCGCCGCACGGCGUGGCCACGGUCAAGGAGUGGUUCAACUACGUCACCGCCAUGAGGAACAAAGAGCUCAACCUGCUGAGGAACGUGGACGCCAACAACGAGGAGAGCGGCGCGGCGGCCAAGAGCUCCAGCCUGCUGAGCAACUUCCGAGGCUCCCACACCUACGACCACGAAACCGAGACCAUCUUCGCCCUUCCCAGAAUGCAGCUGGACUUCAAGUCCAUUCACGUGCAGGAUUCAGACGAGCCGUCUCUGGCGGACUCCAGCAGCAAACCCAAGGUGGAGUGCAGCAUGGUGACGGAGUUCACCGACCACAUCUGCGUCACCAUGGACGCCGAGCUCAUCAUGUUCCUGCACGACCUGGUGUCCGCCUACCUGAAGGAGAAGGAGAAAGCCCUCUUCGCCCCCCGCAUGUUCGCGGCUCGGCAGGGCCAGAAGAGUCCCACGGCGCUGCACGACGACGGCGCCGACAGGGACCGGGACGACGCCAUCAACUACACCACGGUGGACUGGAGGGAGUUCAUGUGCAACACGUGGCACCUGGAGCCCACGCUCAGGUUAAUUUCCUGGACCGGCAGGAAGAUCGACCCCGUCGGGGUGGACUACAUCCUCCAGAAACUGGGCUUCCACCACGCCAGGACUACAAUUCCCAAGUGGCUGCAGCGGGGCGUGAUGGACCCGCUGGACAAAGUGCUGUCGGUGCUCAUCAAGAAGCUGGGCACCGCCCUUCAGGACGAGAAGGAGAAGAAAGGCCGGGACAAAGAGGAACACUGAGGAACCCUGAGGAACACUGAGGAACCCAGAGGAACCCUGAGGAACCCAGAGGAACCCAGAGGAACCCUGAGGAACCCAGAGGAACCCAGUCUCUUAGACCAGUUCACCCACUAAACCCUGUGAUUGUGCUUGUUUACAGCGGGGAGUACCACUCUGAGCUCAGACCCAAAACGUUUUGCACCAAUUUUAGUUUUUACCAGAACAAAGUUGCUCAUGUUAGUAUUAUUGAACAGCUUUAACGCGGACCGGUUCCACCUGAUGUGAUGUGACUGGAACAUUUGUCUUAAAGCUAACGGUAGUCCAUGUUAAACCAUUGCCUUUUUCUUUGUUUCCCAUGGAACACGUGCUAGGCAUGCUUUAUUAGUGACCAUCAGCAGCUGCAGCCAUGAUUGUAAGUAGCUUCGUUAUUUAUGGCGACGUGAGAAAGUCUAGGAGAUGUCGUAGCUUCCGCCGUCUUUUUUAAUCCAUGCAGUAGAACCAGUGUACAUAGAUCCGUUUCUUAAAUGUGUUGAUUUCUUAACUUAAUAAAACUGUUGCCAUUCAGUUUGACAUCA
This is a messenger RNA of Fundulus heteroclitus (mummichog), 16090 nucleotides long. RefSeq names its product KIAA1109 ortholog. Bases 180 to 15536 code for a protein of 5118 amino acids. The transcript has 91 exons. The record is from RefSeq and is a predicted model, not a curated record. NCBI's taxonomy places the organism in Eukaryota, Metazoa, Chordata, Actinopteri, Cyprinodontiformes, Fundulidae. Gene Ontology annotation, biological process: synaptic vesicle endocytosis.